GUCCCGCGUGAAAAUGACUGCUCGGAUGCUCUGCCCCAAGCCGCUUUGCGAAUACGCGAACGAUGAGCCUAAAGAAAGCUAUAUAUGAAAGCCGCAGCCGCCGCCGCCGCCGCCGUCGCUACAAUAACGCGUAAACGUACACGGAAUUUUCAGAAUUAUACAAAUUUUUACAGAAUUAUAUUUACAUUUGACAAACUCUACGUGGGCAACGAAUCACAAGUGACUUGAUUGACGAUUUUGGCCACAAGUUAAAUGUCGCCGAUUGAUGAUUAUUCUGUAUCAGCAAGUGAUCGAGUUGAGCUUUUUGCAUUAGCAUAAAACUCGUCUAGUGUUAUUGUUGUAUUUUAUUAUACUUUGAUUCUCUGAAAAUGUCGGUCACGUACGCUCAACGGGGUAGACCACCUCCAACACCUGCUCAAAUACAAAAAAUGCUGGAUGAAAAUAGUCAUUUAAUACAGACUAUACAGGAUUUCCAAAAUAAGGGAAAAUCUCAGGAAUGCAUUCAAUACCAACAGAUGCUUCACAGAAAUUUAGUGUACUUGGCAUCUAUUGCAGAUGCAAAUCAAAACAUUCAAGCUCUACUUCCGGCACCACAAGCCAUAGCUAACGGACCUCAGCAUAAUGCCAUGAUGGCACCACAAGGGCCUCCCAAUGUUCAAGCUCCACCUGGUCCUGGUAGUGAAAUACCUCCGAACUCGCAACAACCAUUGCCUAUGGCUGGCUUUAAUCAAGGACAGCCUAUGCCGCAAGCUGGUUACAGAGGACCUGUAAUACCUGGACAAGGACCAGGCAUCAACCGACCACCUACAGGGCCUGCUCCACAGCAGUACAGGGGGAACCAACAGGGAUAUCCACCUCAACAAACUCCUCAACAAGGUUAUCAUCCACCGUAUGGUAAUCAACAAGGCCCUCAAGGAAAUUAUCAAGGGCCUCAAGGUAAUAAUUACGGGCCAGGUCAACCAAACCAAUACGGCCCACCAAAUGCACCACAACCACAAGGCUAUCCUACUCCAAAUCAACCAAAUUACGGACCACCUCCAACAACAGUGAGUAACUAUGGCCCUCAACCUGGGGUCUAUCCCCCACCCAAUGCCAACCAGCCUCCCGCAGGAUACGGACCACCACCACCUAAUCAGCAAGGCUAUCCUCCAUCUAAUGCUGCUCAGCAAAAUUUUCCACCCACUGGGCAACAGCAGCAACAGCAACAACAGCAACCACCUGGGCAGUAUGCAGGUCCAAAUCCACAACCAAAUUAUCAGCAGCCACCUUCACAAGUUCCACCUCCGCAAAAUGCAUAUAAUCCAAAUUCCCAGUCAGGAAAUUAUCCACCAUCCUCGCAAGGUUAUCCAAACAAUGUACCACCACCACAGCAAUACCCUCCUCCAACGUCAAAUCCCCAACCUCCACAACCAGGUCCUCCUGGACCUCAGCCUCCCCAGCCAGGACCUCCUCAACAACAAACUUAUGGAAACCAACCAACUCCAGCAGGCCCUGGUAAUGGGCCAGCACAAUAUGGCCCUAACUCUUCUGGAGCUCCACCAUUCAGUGCAACACCAGCUAGUGGUGUAACCAGUUAUGCUCAAAAUAAUCAACCCACAAGUACUCCAUCUGCUGCUACACAAACUAUUACUCCAAAUAGUGCACCUCCCCCAUCAUCUCAACAAGGUAAUUAUCCACAGCCACCACAACCUCCAAACUGGGGCAAUCCUGUGCAUCCAUCUCACCAACCAACUCAUCCAGUAGCACCACCGCCACCCUCAUCUCAUCAACCACCUCAUCCAGCACCACACCAGUCACCUCUUCCAUCAUCACAUCCCUCUCAUCAACAAUCAGGGCCCCACCCACCACACCAGCAGCCACCUACUCAUCCACCUCAUCCGCAUCAAGCUCCACCUCCACAUCAGUCACCACAUCCAACUCCACACCAGUCUCCUCAACAAGCUCCUCCUUCACAAACACCACCUCAAUCACAGCAGCAGCAACCACAACCACCACAGCAACCACAACAACAACAACAGCAGCAGCAGCAACAACAGCAGCAGCAGCAGCAACAGCAGUCUCCUAGUCCUGCGCCAACAGGUUUCCAACCACCCACAGGCCCACCACAAGGCCCUGGAGGACCUCCUCAAUCGCAACCUCAACCUCCAAAUACUUAUGGACCACCACCACCCCAGCAAUCUCAUCCAACAGGAGCUCAAACAUAUGUGCCACCAGGACCACCAGGUGGACAGCCACAAGUUUAUCCACCUCAUCCUCCUCAACCGGGUCAGCAUUAUGGUCACCCACAAUAUCCUCCUCAGAAUUAUCCCCCACCACCUGGUAGCCAAGGAUAUGGCCAAUAUCCACCAAGGCCACCAGCAGGUCAUAUGCCACCGCCUCCAGGUCCUCAAGGUCCUCCUCCUAAUCAGUAUGCAGGCUAUGGUUAUCAACCACCACCUCAGUGAAAAAGAGAGAAAAUAUUCUAUUCACGCAAUUAAUCAUCGAACCAAAAUUCAAUUUGAUCUUAUAAGAAAUUGUAUGGCUUAUUCAAUAAGAUGGAUAUUUUAAACUAUACAGUUUGAAUGCCAGGCUUUCCUAAUGCCAUGGAAUUUUUCGUCAUUGCAAAUUUAUAAAUUUUUAUUUACUGUCAAUCUUGCUUAUGUGGUGAAAUUUUAAUUUCGUCUCGAAUUUGAAAAUCAUUAUUCGAAACGAAACAAAAUAAAAUGUACAUUUAUUAAAAUAUUGAAUCAAUACAAAUAUAUUUUAGUAAAUCUCGAUUUUUUUAUACAUUAUAGCAUAAAGGUACAUAGGAUAAAUAAUGAAUGAUGCUGUAAAAUAAAGUUAAUGGGAAUGAAUUUUAUAAUUAUUCCUAAUGUAAUUCGACUCUGUAAUAUUCUAAAUGGGUAGAAACAACAGUGUAAAUGUGUUUAAUAUAUAAUUGACUAUAAGCAGUUUCUUUUUUACUUUGAAUAAGUAUAAUCUUUGCUUAAAAUAAAAAAAAUCAAUUUGAAACUGCUUCAGAUAUAGAAGUAUUUAAUCACUUUUUGUUAAACGCGAAGAAUCAUACAUUAUUGUGCAACAAGAAAGAUGUAAUUUUCAAGUUUAUUUAAAAAAAAAAAGUAUUCAUGUUGUAAUAAAUAUUGUUCAUAAUUACUUGGUAUAUUCUUACUUUAAAUCAAUUAUAAAAAAUAUAUUUUUCAAUAAGAAUUUUAAAGCUCAUCUUUACCAUCUUUUACAUUAUUGGCACACUCACAUUCAUGUUCUGGUUGUGAAACUUGUUCCAUUUUGGGCAAUACUUGAACUUGGCUUUUUAUUCGUUUACUCCAUUCCUAAAAAAUUUAUAAAAUUUAUAAUCUUUUUAAAAAAAUAUCUUGAAAUGCACAUAAUGAACAUUUAAGUGCUUACAUUAAUUAAAUUCACAUGGUAACAAAAUACAUCUUGUGGCAUCAAAUUAUCCCUUGCAUAUUGUCUUGCUUCUUUGCUUAUUUUAUAAACUUGAUCAUCAUUUUCUCUGGCCCACUCAAGUUUUUGAACCAAAUCCGAUAAAUCACUUUUAAUAGGUAUAAAGUGCUUGCCAGCUUCAAGAUCUUUAUAAAAAAA
Molecule: messenger RNA, 3579 nt
Organism: Nasonia vitripennis (jewel wasp)
Lineage: Eukaryota; Metazoa; Arthropoda; Insecta; Hymenoptera; Pteromalidae
Product: basic salivary proline-rich protein 1
Exons: 5
Coding region: 369-2444 (691 amino acids)
Source: RefSeq, a predicted model, not a curated record